AUGCCCCAAAAAGCAACAAGUCAUGUUAAUCAAAAGUCGAAGCAGCCAAAAGAUGAAUUGCCUGUUUCCAUUCACCCAGAUGAUGCCAAAGACAAAGUAUUCACCGCUAUAUUGAAAGCCUUGUUGAAGAUGGGCAACAAACCAAGCUCACCCAAAGAGCUUGCCAACACAAUUGUUAAGCACAAGUAUGCGACACUUGGUGGUGCCACGCCUUUUGCUACAGUCUCUUCUCGUAUAUCUCAACACUUCAAACGAGCUGCAGAACACAAUCCACCCAGAGCGCCGCUAUUGGCCAAGCAUGUCGAUCAACAUCACUCUAGAAAGAUAAAUUAUUCACUUGCUACUGAUUCUGUGCCCAAUGAUGGUUCAGCGACAGAAACACAUGAUGAUACAACUACCGCAGCAAACACUGCAGCAGACAGCCAACACGAUGAGGCAGCAUCUAGCUCGAAACCUCGUAGAUCAAGCAAAAUCACACCUACUAAAAAGUUGAGAUCGCGCACCAUCAUGGAAGAGCAACAGGAUGACGGCGAUAAUGAGCACGAUGAAGAAGAGGACGACGAUGAGCAUGUAUUGAAAAAGCUAAAACACAGCAAUAGACACUCCACAUCGAUACAUCCUAGCCAAAAAGAGCCUCAGCCAUCCACCAUUGCUGGCUAUGCGCCUCCUCAGACAUCGACAGCAAACGACGCGGAUCAAGACAACAGCGAUGGAGAAUUGUCAGACUACCACGAAGAGAUGCUAAAGGGAGACGAUGCUGAACUCGAUGUGCCAAUUCAUCCUGGGCGACGCUUCUCUCGACGAACCUCCACACUCAGCAAAUCUGCAUUGAACAAACCCUCCUCUACUGCCACUUCCACUGCUCCAUCCAAAUCAAAAUCGCAUGAUACCGACAUUACUAAUACAACUAUAACCCACACUACACCUCCAUCACCACCCCCAACUACAACACAAGAUACAUCCUCCAAAAACACUGCCACCACCUCACAUACACGGGCAACUACAGCGGCCGCCAUACCACCACCGCCAUCAUCAUCACCUUCCUCAUCCAAAUCACUGGCACCACCACCAUUAGACAAUAGCAACGGCACCAGAAAACCAUCCUUCUCAUUCAGCAGUGGAUUUCCUGGAGACCAAGAGCUGUGGACGCCAUUUAGUUUUGAACAUGAUUUUGAUAACGUCUUCUUGCAAGAUGCUUCCACUGCGCAUCAUAUUCCAUUUCACAUUGCAACGCCUGAAUCUGUGUCAGUAUCUGAAUUGGACGACUACUUUGCAAGCACAUCAAAUACAACCACAAGAACGCAGCGGAAAAGUUUCUCAUCAGCCAUGCUUGGUCCAAACGAUAAAUCACUAUUACAAAAAGUUCUUUUAGCUAGUGCAGCGAGGGGAGUAGCUGAUAAGAUUGACGAAGAGGAUGAAGCUGGAUCAGACAACAAGGGGGAUACGAAGCAACCAUCGCUAGCUGCCAAAGCAAGUACAGACAGUGCGCCUAGCACACCUGCUGCAGCAACAACUGCUACUGCAACGGAUACUGCCAAAACUGCCUCUACCACACCGUCGAUUAAUGCUGAUAAGGGGAAGGCUACACAAGUGAAAUCGGAAGCGACAGUGCCCAAAUUAAUACAGCCACCUAUCAGUAGUUCCAGCUUAAUGGACGUAGACAAUGGCGAGGAUUUUGUCAAGUUUGAAGACGAUGAGAAAAAGGAACCUCCAACAACAUCUGGGCCCCCAUUGCCUGCUCCCAUCAAUACCACACUGACUACGCCAGCAACACCACCACUACCAGCGGCAGCAGCAACUGCCAAGAAGGUGACAGACAUCUUACCCGCUACACCGACUACCUUAUCAGCAGCAGAAAUUCUGAAAUCCAUGAACAUUCAAAACAUGAACUUAUCAGCACUGCAUCAAAUGACAUCGAAUAUUCCUAGUUUGCAGCAUUUAUCGCCUACAUUUGAUUUGGCUAAAACCAUGGCAGCUUACAUGCAAUCACUUGCGAAAUCAGCCAAUGCCAGCGCGUCUUCUUCCAACUCGCCUCAUGCCAUGGAUCUCAAAACCAUCUUGGCUCGAUUUCCUGCGCUGGAAGCAUUCAUCAAAAAGGAGCCAUCACCUGCUAGUGGCAGUGGCACAGCGACACCGCCCCUCAUGUCGCCUACCGCCUCCACUACAGCCAUCGCAGCAGCCCCCGUCACCACUUCUUCUUCUUCCGCCUCCUCCUCCACCUCAGCAACACCUUCUGAUUUUGUUCCCAAUUUGAUUAGUGGCGCCCCUAGUCCCAGCACCACCACAGCACCAUCAUUUACUGCAGGCAGUACGGAACCCAUUGUGCAUACAUUAACCACCAUGAAUCCACCCAUGUAUAUAACCCUGAUAGAUCAUAUUGCAGUAUGUAUCGUUGUAUUACCGAAAACAGACACCACUCCUGAAUAUCGCAUUAUGCGUCGUGUGGAUACGGGGUUCAUCAACGGCACUGUUCUCUUGACUGCAGGUGGAAUCGAAACAGAAAGUGAGCGCAGUAUGAUUCUCAGCUUCGAAAUGGAGCGUGUACGGAUGCCCAAAAAGAAGAGUCAGUUGUUUGGUACCUGGAUUCCGUUGCGUCGUGCACAAGAACUCGCUGUUACUUGCUCUAUUCAGCACAAGCUAGGUCAUUUCCUGGAGGAUUCCAUCGAGUCGUACUUUCCAUCCCCUCUGCCUAUUCAAAUCAACACGCGCAAACCUGCUCGAGACAGUCGUCUCACAGCAUUGGCUCUGGCUGCUCUAAGAUCAGAAACCAAGAACAAUGGCUUCAUUGUGCCUCCCAUCUCGCGUCAGUCUUCUUCGUCGGGCAGUAUGGCAGCUGCACAGUUGCAAGAGUUGCUAUUGACACAUCCUCACAAGGCGCUGAAAUCCAAUGGUAUGCUAGGCAACAAGGCUCCUCUGCUGGGUCGCUAUGAUGACAAGGAUGAACCUGUACUGCCUGCCAAAGCAGUGCAUCACCACCACCACCACCACCACAAUUCACAUCGCAACAAUUCGUCUGCCAGUGCUAGUAGUAUCAACAGCAGUAGUGGUGUCAGUGAGAAGGAAGACAGUGAUGUAGAUAUCGUGAAUUCCAGUGAUUCAUCAGCUGUUGCUUCAUCCAACGAAGAAGAGAGUGAUUCCGAAGCAGACGACAAGUCAAGAAAAUCAGCUACCUCAGCCUCAUCCAGUCAACAACAGCAACCAUCAGCUCCACCACAGCCACCUACCAUCAACUUGGAAGAGAUCCUCAACAGAGUGACAUCCAAACAGCCAAUGCACAUUCAUCCUCGUGAUUUGCAAAAGAAACGCAGAAGAAGUUCCAUUGCUGCUGAGAAGGAUAAAGAGGAGCCUGCGCCCAAAGCGACCAAGUCAUCGCACUCGCGAAAGAAGAAUAGCAGCAGCGGCAGCAGCAGUAGUAGUGGAGGUAAAUGGGGCAACAAUACCAAGUCAUCUGCUAGUGUGGCCAUCAAGAAGUCAAGUGGUGGAUCUGGCACUACGAUUACUAUUAAACGACCUACAUCGUCUCAUACAGCUCACUCAUCAACAGUAACAGCAGGAGCAUCAGCAACAACGCAUACUAACAAGAAAUCCAAUACCAUCAGAAAGGAAGAGGUACUGGAUAAUGUCGUGGUGGAGCAUAAAGCCGAAUCAAUGCAACACUCUGCUGCUAAAUCGAUGGCUACAGGCACCACAGACGAAGACAACGACGGGGAGGAUAACGAUGGAAAAGAUGCACUCAAGGCGGUCAAGACAGCCAUAUCAUCUGUAGCUGCUGUGGAUCAAGACGACGAUGAUGAAGACGAUGAGGAUAUUGACAUUGGAGGUAGCGAUUUUGAUGACGAUCUUCGCUGA
Mucor velutinosus is the source of this 3849-nucleotide messenger RNA. RefSeq lists its product as uncharacterized. Lineage: Eukaryota; Fungi; Mucoromycota; Mucoromycetes; Mucorales; Mucoraceae. The transcript has 2 exons. The coding region runs from base 1 to 3849 and encodes 1282 amino acids. The record is from RefSeq and is a predicted model, not a curated record. Gene Ontology annotation, molecular function: DNA binding.